This is a messenger RNA of Neohortaea acidophila, 3647 nucleotides long. RefSeq lists its product as uncharacterized. Gene Ontology annotation, molecular function: zinc ion binding. The transcript is spliced from 2 exons. The coding region runs from base 244 to 3231 and encodes 995 amino acids. The record is from RefSeq and is a predicted model, not a curated record. Lineage: Eukaryota; Fungi; Ascomycota; Dothideomycetes; Mycosphaerellales; Teratosphaeriaceae.
CAUCGCCCAAACGACACCCCCGCCCUUCCUCCAUCCUCCACCACACCUACCUACACUUCACCUCUCUCUCACACCACGCCCUCCAUCACUCCAUCGCCCUCCUCCAUCUCCCUGCUGCCAUCUCCCCUACCCUUUGCGGCCGCUCGCAGCAGUCGUUCCCAGCUGCUGCCUGACGAUCUCCGCGUCACGUCAUUCCAGCCCGCCGCUGAGCCAGCCAGCCAGCUCGGGGCCUCAGCUGCAAACAUGGCGACCACGGCCCAGAACACCAACGUCGUCUCUCCCGACACCCUCAUCACCAUCAAGGUCUCGCUCAACGACAGCCUCAAGAAGUUGAAGCUGCCGCUGAGGGACCUUGGUGCGAAUGUGCUGAUUGAUAAGCUUCGCCACACUCUCGGCAUCAAGCCCGAGCACCUCGUCGUCUUCGAACGUUUCUCCGAUUCCGCCGGCGGCUACAUCAUCCUCGACCCUGAGAACCCUCAAGUCUUCAAGACCCUCAUCCGUGCCGCCAAAGCCAAGCUCAAGCUUCGUCUGAAGGCUACCGUCGUCGAGGGAUCGACCACCGCCAAGAAGGAGGUCAAAGAGACGACGGCGGAGCCCCUGAUCGUUCACACCCCGGCUGCCAUGGCUACCCCGCGUGACUCUACUGCUAUUGACGGCCGCUCUGUUGGAACCGGCAUCUUCGAGUUCCGCGAGGCCCGCGGUACUCAGCAAACUCCCGUCGACACCUCUGACGCCCCGACUCCUCGCCCCUUCGUGGCGGACUUCAAAGAUCAGAAGGUGGCUCACGGUGGCCUCGCCUUCCGCACUCGCGAGCCCGCUGUCAUUGCCCCCGUCGGACAUCCCUGGUCGGUCUACUGCAACGAGUGUGAUGCUGCCAUGGCCGACGCCCAUUACCACUGCAGCAUCUGCGAUGGUGGGGACUACGACUUGUGCGAGCGCUGCGUCUCGCUCGGCAAGCUGUGUCCCGGCGAUGGUCACUGGCUGAUCAAGCGCUUCAUCAAGGACGGCAAGGUCAUCAACAGCACUACCGAGCGUAUCUCGCCGCGCAAACUGACCACGACUCCCGCCGAGCCCGAAGCUCCCAAGGCCAUUCCCGGUGCCUUCACCGAUGAGACCAAGACUCUAUCCGGGGAAACUAUCGCCCCCACUCGCACUUGCAACAACUGCGUCAUCGUCCACGAAGAGCACCAGUUCGUCACUUGCACGUCUUGUGAUGAUUUCGAUCUUUGCAUCAAGUGCCAUGGCGAGAACAAGCACGGCCACCACCCCGCACACGGCUUCAAGCCAGCCACUGCCGAGACCAUUCUCACUGCAAACGCAGCAGCCUUGCUCGCUCCAGGCCGCAACGUGUGGCACAGUGCCAUCUGCGAUGGAUGCGAGAAGAGCAUUUUCGGUGUUCGUCACAAGUGCCUGAACUGCCCCGACUGGGACUAUUGCAAUGAGUGUGUCAAGAACGCUCGUGCUACCCACCCCCGCCACCGUUUCGCAGCAAUCUACACGCCCAUUGCGAACGUUCAGACUCCUUACAUCCGCCAUUUCGGAAUCUACUGUGAUGGCCCGCUCUGCUCCGGCAAAGAUGCAAGUUACAUCUCGGGAGUGCGCUACAAGUGCGCCGUUUGCCACGACACCGACUUCUGUGCCGCUUGCGAGGCCCUGCCAAGCAACACUCACAAUCGCACCCAUCCGUUGAUCAAGUUCAAGACCCCGGUCCGCAACGUGAGCAUUACGACGGAGAAUGAGGAUCUUCGUGGCAAUACACGCGUCAUGGGUGACCGCCGUUCUUCCGCGCAGACGGCCACCAGGAGUGCGUCUACGGAGACCACACCGGUGCAGCAAACCCACGCUGCCACUCAGGUGCAGACGAUGGCUGAGAUCAUGCCGACGGUGAAGAAGGAGGUUGCUACCCCCACAUCGGCCGAGGUGGCGCUGACGAGACUGCUCCCUGCUCCGGGUCCUGUUGUGCAUGCACACUUUGUCGAGGACAGCAUCAAAGAUGGCACCGUCGUCGAGCCUGGCGCUCGCUUCACCCAGGUGUGGACCAUGCGCAACCCCGGCCCCCAGGCCUGGCCAGCUGGCUGCAGCGUCCGCUUUGUGGGAGGGGACAACAUGCUCGAUGUCGACAAUACUCGCCCAUCUGCCGUCUCGGACAUUGCCAACGCUAGCGAGAGCAACGUCAUCGGCCGGGAAGUUGGCGUUGGAGAGAGCGUCGCUUUCAAGAUCACCCUCAAGGCCCCCAUGCGCGAGGGCAAGAACAUCAGCUACUGGCGCAUGAAGCUUGCCGAUGGUACUCCGUUCGGCCACCGCCUGUGGUGCGAUGUCGAUGUCAAGGCCUCUAAAAAUGAGGAGACGCCUGCGCCGCAGCUGUACUCCCCCUUGGCCGCAUUCAACGCGCCAUUCAACGCCCAUCAGCAGGCGCAGCUGUCUCGCAUGCACGCCAUUCGUCAGCAACAGAUGCAUCUUGCCCGACACCACCAGAUGCUUGCACAGCAGCAGCAGCAGCAGCCGAUGGCCAACCCUUCUAGCCUGCCUCCCGCGUACGACGCUAGUCAUCGUCAGAACGUCCUUGCGCAAAUGGCCGCUCAUCGGGAGCAGCAGGCUGCGCAGAUCGAGAAGAUGGCGGCGGCGAGGGGCCGUGAGGAGGAGCAUGGCAACGAAGAAGAGGCCAAAGCGCGCAGGGAGGCGGCGAAGAUCCGCUGUGAGCAGAUCAAGGCUCGAUUCCAGCGUAUCCGUGAGGAGAAGCGUGCUCGUGAGGCCACGCUGAAGAAUCUGAAGAAGGAGUCGGCCGAGGUUGAUGACCGGCUCAAUAUUCUGGCGCAGCAAGCCAAGGCUGCUGAAGCUGAGAAGCCCGCCACCGCUCCCGUGGAGAAGGUUGAGGAGAAGAAGGCCGAGCAGGAGGAGGAUCUUUCGGGCAGCCAGAUGGUCUUCCCCAAGCUCGAGAAGGAGAGCCCUGCGAGCAGCAUCCAUCAGUCGUCCGCCUCUUCCGCAAAGGCCGCGUACGUCGAGAACGAGGCCGGAGAGGUCGAGCGCUCUGCCACCGGCUCGCCCACGCCCACUGCCGUGCAGGACCUUGCGUCUCCGUCGAUCGAGGAGAACUCUGAGGACCUCGGCGAUGAUAUCGGGGUGUUGAGCGCGCAUGACGAGGAGAGCGAGGAUGCCGAUGAUGGAUUCUUGACUGACGAAGAGGGCUGGGACGUCCUGGACGCUUCGGAUGCCGAGACGAAUCAUUCUUGAGGAGUGAAUCGAUGGGGUGAGGGGAUACGAAGGGGCGUGGAAAGUUUUACUGCGGCGAAGAAUGCUACUACGCACGAACAACGGGAUGGAUGAAGUGUGCUGCUUCCGCUACUGUUCGUUGGUGGAAAGUAGUGUGCUCCGUUCUGUCUGCUCUUGAUUUCUUUGGUAACUGGGGUCCUGAACUGCUAGGGGAGGGGAGGGGCGUUGUGCUUUUGUUUCCUGGCUCUGUCUUGUAGCUACGAUUGCGAAUAAUGAACUCUCAACCCUUGGAAUCCGGUCCGUCUUCUGGUUGCAUCAAUGUUCUGAAAGCAAGUCCAUCUUGGAUGAAAAGGAAGGGCAUGAUUGGGUGUCACGUGCUCAUGAUUUCCCGGAUCUCGGAUGUGAAUGCCUACGGGCAUGACUAAGCCACUUACUUC